AUGCAAUUUGAAUCUUUAAGAAAGCUUCAGAAACAUAUUUAUUGCCAUCUUCUCGCAGAUGAUGUCAAUAAUAUUUCAUUUAACGUCAAAAGAGAUAAAUUUUGCAGCGUUUUAUCAUUAAUUGACGAUCCAAAUUUAACUCCAUUUGCCAAAUUCGAAUCUAAAUACAAUUCAGAGAAUACAUCAAUAAUUGGUAUUGUAGAUACACAUUUAUCUGCAUAUGCUUCCAUUAGUCAACAGCUAAAGAAAGGAUUUCAAGUAGAAGUUGAUGCAUCAACAAGGAAUUUCACUCCAUCACUAUUUAUGAAACAACCAACAUUUUAUGAUGACAUGAUUUCUAUUGCAGGAAUCAUUAAUUCAAAUCCAAUCUCUACAAAAUUCGCGCUUGGUUUAUCCAAAUCCAAUUCAUUUCUUACCCUCUUUUCAUUUAAAUCAAAUACAUUUGAAGCAAAACUUAAUUUCUCAGUUACCGAAAAUAAUGCAAAGCUAACUACUUCUGCUCUUCAUCAAAGUGGCAUAAUGUGCAGCGUUUCUGCUGAUAUUGCUCAACUUACAGCUAGUCAGCUAGAAAUUGGCCUCAUAAAAGGCACUAAAAAUAAAGGAAUUUAUUCCGUCGUUGAUAUCCUCAAAAAAUCAAUGACCAUUGGCGGAACCACCCCAUUCAAACUCGGUACAAUGGGAUUUAUGGCUAGUGCAGACAAAAAUCUAAAGCCAACCGUUCAAAUUGGAAUGAAAUUGCCAAGGAAGGCUUCAUUUACAUGUUUCUGUUCCCAAGAUGGCUUUGUUAGGAUGAGGGCCGACUUCUCACCUCGUCCAUGGCUUGAUGUCCAACUUAGAUCUCAUGCUAACGCUCUUGAUUCAUUUAACCAAGUUGGAUUUGGAUAUUCGCUUAAGUUCAACAUUUAA
This is a messenger RNA of Trichomonas vaginalis G3, 906 nucleotides long. RefSeq lists its product as uncharacterized. Lineage: Eukaryota; Parabasalia; Trichomonadida; Trichomonadidae. Bases 1 to 906 code for a protein of 301 amino acids. The transcript has a single exon. The record is from RefSeq and is a predicted model, not a curated record.